CCCCAAUCCCGCCCAGGAUGGCGGGGGGCGGAUCGGAAGUGACGGCGGGAGGAAGCUCCGUCCCGUUUGAAAGUGCCCGGCGGAGCCGCCGCUGCCCACUGUUCCCCGCCCGGGCCGCCAUGGCCGCCUUCGCCAUGGAGCCGCCGCCCGCAGGAGCUGAGCCAAUGACUCUUGGCUCCCCGACAUCUCCCAAACAAGGAGCUGGUGCUCAGUUUCUUCCCGGGUUUUUGAUGGGUGACUUACCUGCACCAGUGACUCCCCAGCCACGUGCUUUAUGUGGCCCUUCGGUUGGAGUAAUGGAAACGAGGUCUCCACUACUUGCAGGAGGAUCUCCCCCACAGCCGGUCGUCCCUACACAUAAAGACAAAGGUGGUGCUCCCCCAGUUAGGAGCAUUUAUGAUGAGUUAUCUAGUCCUGGGCUUGGAUCAACACCUCUAACCUCAGGAAGACCAGCCAACUUCUCGUUAACACAGAGCCCAUCGGUUGGAAUUCUGCCAUCAACUCCAGGCACAGCUUCAAGUGUGUUCAGUCCUGCAAGUAUUGGGCAGCCUAGGAAAACCACUCUGUCUCCUGCUCAGCUAGAUCCUUUUUACACUCAAGGUGAUUCCCUUACUUCAGAAGAUCAACUUGAUGACACAUGGGUAACUGUAUUUGGGUUUCCUCAAGCAUCAGCUUCCUAUAUUCUUCUACAGUUUGCUCAGUAUGGAAACAUAUUAAAGCACGUGAUGUCCAACACAGGAAACUGGAUGCACAUUCGAUACCAGUCGAAGCUUCAAGCCCGAAAAGCCUUAAGCAAAGAUGGAAGAAUUUUUGGUGAAUCCAUCAUGAUUGGUGUCAAGCCCUGUAUAGAUAAACAUUUGCUGAAGGGAGUGAAUGAAACUCUUCGGCAAGCUGAGCCUGAGCACGAGAGUGUGAUGGAAAACUCCGAAAGAAGCUCUGCAUCCUCAAUGUCUUCAGUUUUCACUCCACCUAUGAAAUCUACUGGCACACCAGUACAGCCUGCAAAUAGUACUACAAGGAUUUCUACAAUGAGACCUCUUGCAACAGCAUAUAAAGCUUCCACCAGUGACUAUCAGGUGGUUUCUGACAGGCAGACUCCUCGAAAAGAUGAAAGUAUUGUAUCCAAAGCAAUGGAAUAUGUGUUUGGCUGGUAAUGCCCAGGAGGAAGUACCACACUCAGCUGGUCAGGGUUUGAGCUGGCAUCCGUGGUUAGUUGUAUAACUACUGGUGGUAUUUUAUCUCCCACUGCGCCUGUUAUGCCUUCAGUUAAUUCAGCAGACAUGUAGCUUGCACUUUAAAUGAUGGCAGUGUACACGUGGUUUUGCAAACUGAGUAAGUGUAAAUAAAAGUGCUUUAUUCCCAUUUGUGCUCCAAUUGCAUGACUGUAGAAAAAAUGUCAGCACUGACUUCUCUAUAAUUGCUUUCUGGGAGUUAUUUCCCAGUAAGCUGGAAAUGCUUAAAAUGGCAGCUACAUUUACUGAUGCCUUUAAUUAAUUUUUUUUUCACCCCUCUGGAGAGGUGAUAGGCUACUUGCAAGAAGAAAACUGCACAGCUGGCUCCCAGGGACAGGGUCUGUUCUUAGUAUGUGGGAUUUGAUUUUAUUUUUUAUUAGGAUUCAUUACUGUUUUAUAAUUAUCUCUGGCAUACUGUUCUGAAUGUCGUAGCAACCUUUUAACUCUUUUUUUUAAAUUAAUAAAGAUCAAAUGAAGUUU
This is a messenger RNA of Empidonax traillii (willow flycatcher), 1712 nucleotides long. It is a transcript of the gene NUP35, whose product is annotated as nucleoporin 35. Gene Ontology annotation, cellular component: nuclear pore central transport channel; nuclear pore nuclear basket; nuclear membrane. The coding region runs from base 18 to 1154 and encodes 378 amino acids. The transcript is spliced from 10 exons. Gene Ontology annotation, molecular function: single-stranded DNA binding; structural constituent of nuclear pore; phospholipid binding. Gene Ontology annotation, biological process: nuclear pore organization; regulation of DNA-templated transcription; NLS-bearing protein import into nucleus. The record is from RefSeq and is a predicted model, not a curated record. Lineage: Eukaryota; Metazoa; Chordata; Aves; Passeriformes; Tyrannidae.